AUGUUCAAGCGCUCGUUCCGGUCGCAGGACCAGAGCAGCAGCCGCGUCGACAAGACUGCGAGGCUAAAGAAGCAGGCGGCAGCAGCUCGGGAUCCCACGAAGCUGUCGAGACUGCAGAGAUCGCUCACCGAGCAGGACGUCUACGCCUCCUCCCGCAAGGCGCCGUCGUCCUCGGCGACGCCCUCGCCCAUCGUGACCAUCACUGUGGGCCGCGAGGGCCGGCUCUUUGCAGCGCACGAGGACGUGCUUCGCCAGUCGCCCUUCUUCGAGGCGGCCUGCCGCGGCGGCCACUUCCCCGACGCGCAGAGCAGCAGGAGGAUCUCCCUACCCGACGAGGAGCCCGAGGUCUUCUCCGCCGUACUCGAGUACCUCUACAAGGGCGACUACUACCCGCGCCUGCUUCACAACAGGCAGCGCAACUCUUGGGACCUCGAGGACCGCGCCUCGCGGACGACGCCCCAGGCAUCCCCCAACCUCAACCAUCACCAACACGACCACGGUGGCCGCGCCCCCGAGGCGACCGUCUACCUCUUCAGCGCCGGGGCCGAGGUGCUCCGCGACACAGUCAUCUACUGCGCCGCGGACCGCUACGGCCUCGAGGAGCUCAAGCGCCUGGCCCUGCGCAAGCAGGGGCUGCAGGCCGGCAUCGACGUCGGCACCAUCCUGCGGUCCGCCCAGUACGCCUACGCUCACACGCCCGACUCGGACAGCCGCCUUCGGGCUCACUACCUCGCCCUCAUCAUCCGCUGCCGCAAGACGUUCAAGCGCAGCGGCACCAUGCAGGCUGAGAUGGAGGCCGGCGGCAGCAAGCUCUUCUUCGACCUGUUUGUCGCUAUGUGCAACCACCUCGACGACGUCAUUGACGUGAGCAACGCGCGCACGCCCAAGACGGUCUGA
This is a messenger RNA of Purpureocillium lilacinum, 897 nucleotides long. RefSeq lists its product as uncharacterized. The record is from RefSeq and is a predicted model, not a curated record. Lineage: Eukaryota; Fungi; Ascomycota; Sordariomycetes; Hypocreales; Ophiocordycipitaceae. Gene Ontology annotation, molecular function: protein binding.